CCGAGGUGGGCGGGGAGGUCAGGUGACCCGGCCGGCGUCCCAAGAUGGCGGCAGCGACGGCGUCCGGGAGGCCGGGGCGGCGAGCCGGCUGCUGAGGCAACUCUGGGCCACUGACGGGGGACAGGUCGGGCUGACGACCGGCGGACGAGCGGCCGCCGCUUCUGUGCACCCGGCGGCUGGGGCUGGGCCGUCGGCGGCGGCGCCGGGGAUGCUCGUGCUGGGCCGGGCCUCUCUCUUCUCAACUUAGGGCGGAGGCGUCCAGUGCUCCUGGCGCCCCGGCCAUGGCGCUCAGGGAGCUCAAAGUGUGUCUGCUGGGGGAUACAGGUGUAGGGAAAUCGAGUAUCGUCUGGCGGUUUGUGGAAGACAGUUUUGAUCCCAACAUCAACCCAACCAUAGGGGCAUCUUUUAUGACCAAGACUGUCCAGUACCAAAAUGAGCUACAUAAAUUCCUAAUCUGGGAUACAGCUGGACAAGAACGAUUUCGUGCCUUAGCGCCAAUGUACUACCGAGGAUCGGCUGCAGCUAUAAUCGUGUACGAUAUCACUAAAGAAGAAACAUUUUCGACUUUAAAAAACUGGGUGAAGGAGCUUCGACAGCAUGGCCCACCUAAUAUUGUAGUUGCCAUUGCAGGAAAUAAGUGUGAUCUUAUCGAUGUCAGAGAAGUCAUGGAGAGAGAUGCUAAGGACUACGCUGACUCCAUUCAUGCGAUUUUUGUAGAGACCAGUGCAAAAAAUGCGAUAAACAUAAAUGAACUCUUUAUAGAAAUUAGUCGAAGAAUUCCGUCCACCGACGCCAACCCGCCAUCUGGCGGUAAGGGCUUCAAACUCCGAAGACCACCGUCAGAGCCAAAGCGGAGCUGCUGUUGACGAGCCUCAGCCUCUCAGACUUGAUGAUGUAAGUGAGCCUGAAGUUGGCAGGAGGGCUGCAGGCCCUGCCGAGCUGCUCUUGAGUCUUCUUCAUAAAAAAGGACUCGCAGACAUUGACCAGUGUGUUCUCUGAAGACUGCAGCAGUGUAUUUCAGUCUGUGGACUUGUACUAUGUCAAGAAUGGUAUACAAAGGGACUACAUCAUUGGCUUUUGACCUUGCUGAAAGGAACAUCUAAUUGUAUGGAUGGUAGGGUUAAAUUGCUGAGUAGUUUUGUAAUCAGGAUUUUAUGUAACAUUUGUAAAGGGAAAAUUAGCACUUUCAUGGUUUUUGGGAGGGAGACUUUGUGGAGAUUAUCAUUUCUUUGGUUUUCCAUCGCCACUGUUAGAGGGAAUUGUAUCAUUUAAAAUGUAGAAUUUUGCAAGUGGAGAGCUGGCAGUUAUUAUUUAAAAGUGAAAUGGGUUAUUUAUGGGAUGGAUGCAGACAAUGACAUCUCCGCCAUCUCUGAUGCACUUUCAUUGAGUGUGUUAGCCUAAGACACAUGCAGUAAGCUGACAGCAUCGCGCAGCCACCGCCUCCCGGGUUUGCUUCUCACUCUGCUGUGUGUGUGGCACCAGACGCACUGUCAGCACCACUUUCAGUAAGCUCUCGUGAACACGGUGGUGGUGGUAGAGAAGCUGCCUGCAGUGAAUCAGACUGCCGAUGUUCUAAACUGACGGCAUAAAAAGCAAGGAGACGAAAGAAAGUACAGGAAGUAAUGUAAAUGCUGUCGAUUUUUUAUUUAACCCAAGUAUUUUGGUGGGGAAACAAGUUGCUUCGCAUAUGUAAAGUCACAGUCUAUAUUUAUGAGACCAUUGCUUAAAGAUUCUAUGUAAAUACAUUAAUUAAUUGUUUCAGUACUCCUGCAGGAAUCCUGCACAUGCCCACCCAUUUCCCAGCCUGUCUGUGGGAUAUUCUGAGGCACGUACGUGUUGUGCAGAGACGUAAGGGUGCGUAACUCAUAGUCUUCUGUGGUCUCUCUGCCUUCCUUUCUGCCCACCCUUCUUCCCCCACAUCCCAUCUGGAAAUAAUAAUAAAAAACACGUGCUACUUUGACAAGUCCUUCCUAGCCUGGGGUAAAAGAGGAAGCUCCAGGCGCAAAUCAUUUACCUGGUUUUGGUAAUAAGUUUCUUUUAGCUUUUACAGCAACCUCGGACCAACUGUUUUAAGGGCACUUUCCUUGUUAACAAUUUAGCUUUUCUCUCUGUUUCCUUUAUUUUCCCCUGCUUCUGUUAGUGGUUAACACUCUUUUCCCUCAGGGAGCCUAAUGAGGUUUUUAAUAUAAUCUAAAAAUAAAGCACUGAAGUGAAGUUAGUGAAAAUUUGUUCCUGGUCUAAUUUGGCACCCUUCCAACCUGAGUAUUUUAAGAGAAGGAAAUUUACAAGAUUAAAUAGGAAAUGAAACAGCUUGAAUUUCAUACUAAAUUGUGUUUUCAGAGCUAUCCUUAAACUGAACAGUCAAAACUUUUAAAAAUAAAUUGUUAUUUCUUUGUGUCCCCCCAUUUUAUAUGUAUAGAUUUCCAUGGGAAAAUUAUAAUUCACAUUAAGUAAGAAACAAAACCUUUUCCUGUACAUCUCGAGCAUCUGAAGGUUGUUUUCUGCUUACUAAAAUCGUAUCGAAAGAAAACAGUAAGUGAAAAUUCUAAUGUUGUUCCAUAUAAAGUACAUGUAGGUUCCAUAUCUUCCCAGUGUUUUGUUUCAAGCCAGCAUUAAAUUGGCAACUUGUAGAGAAACUGUGUGAUUCCCAGGGCUGAACUGUUUAUUCCUAAAGGUGGCUUAAUUACAUUUUAUGUACCUUCAGAUGGUUCCAGGGCAUGCCCGCACCACCCUGGUCUGUCCCUAGCAGUCCCAACUGCUAGGCCUCUGUCUCCAUGACAACAAAACAAAAACAAAGGUUUCUUGAUUUAUUGCAGAAGAGGCCAUGCCUGUGUGGCCUUUCUUGCCUUAUUUCACCAAAAAAAAAAAACCCCACAAAUGUAUGACCUUCACCAAACCUGCCAUUAGAUGCUGGUCAUCCCCUGGUGCCUCUGUAAAUGCAGUCUUCUGAGCCUCGUCUGAAACCUGUGAUGCAUCUCAGCAUGAUUUUCUAGCCCACUACUAGGCCAUCUCUUUGACUCUUUGCAGCUGGUCUUUCUUGCUGGUUUCUCUUGCUGACUUUUAUACCCUUGCCCAUAUGUAGAAGUAAUUCUGUUUGACCACAGCCACAUGUCUUAUUAAAAGCACAAGUGGCAUGCGUGGCGUUUGUGUUUGUGCAUUGCUAAGAUGCUUUGCCCUAAUUUUCAUCAGUCCAUCCAAGAUAUUGGUAAGGCACUGUUCCUCUUGUUGUGUUAGUCUAAUGCUUAACAAUGAAAAGUGUUUGUAUCUCAGAUCCGUAAAUCACGUUCAGUAAAAACAGGGUGAAAAGGUCUUGUGAGGACUUCGUGUCUAAAAUGGAAAAAUGAUUAUUAAAGUCAAUCAGUGCUUUAUUUUAAACACAUUUUUUAUUAACCUAAGCAGUGAUCAGAAAAUUAUGAGAAAAAGCUAGACUUCAAAGAAAUUAGAACCUAUCUGUAAAAAUCUUUUGGUUCCCUCAUAGCACAGCCAUUUUUUAAAACUUUGGGGACUAAACAGAAGGGGAAAAUCAUUAAUUAGCUGCAAGUGUGUAUUGAUUCUUUUCAGAGAAAUUGAAAUAAGCUCUUUGCAGGUGUCCAAUCCUAGAAACCAUUGGUCUACAGAUCUCUCCUUUUACAUAAGUGUUUUUCUGAUUCUCUGAUAACUAAUUAGCUAUCAUGUGAUUAAAAGAACAUAAAGUAAGAGUAUGAUUAAGUGUCCUUCAUUUUAAACUCUCUGUAACAAGUGAUUGGGGAGAAGUACCUACUGCAGGCUCUUCUGUUUCCAAGUGAAACCUCCAUCACCUGCUUGUCAGCCACCGUCGGGAUAAAUUCUGCACAGAGCAGCUGCAAGAUUUAUUCCUUUUAAAAUAAGAAAUGUUCCCUGUGUGUGAUGCCUCUUCUCUCACUGUGCUCAUACUUCUUGGACACCUACCCAGGUCUGAUAGGGUCUAGCCUUUUACAUCAGACAUUGAUCUCCUUAAGCUGCUAGUGUCCUUCUUAAGAUUAUCAGUUCUCUUUAUUUUUAAAUAUAUCAAGGGGAAGAAAACCAUGCUUAAUUUUAGAAAUUCUCUUCUAUAUCAAUUUCUUGUCUCAAAAAAAUGUAUCUAGAAGGCCUCUUAAAACUCUGAGACAUACAGUAAUGAAAAUGUCCUUUACACAGCUAUUUCAUGGUUUUCCUGGAACUGUCACCCAGAAUGUGGAUGUUUACGGCCUUGAGUUGAAAUGGCUAAGUCAGUUUUGUAUUAACACUGCCCUAAUUGGGAUGUUGGCCUCCAAAGGGCAUUUGUUCGGUUAUAUGUACCUUUCACAUUCUAAGACUGGAUUGCAAAAGGCUAUGUAAAUCCUGUUGACCACUUUGUCACUUGUUCUUUUCCAAGCAAGGACAUGAUGCACGGCCCUAGAUCAUGAGCUAUAGGUACACAGUGUGUUAUUUCUGUAACAGAUGAGCCCAUGAACAUCCAGCUGUCUCAGUAAGCCCUGGGUAAAUAAUGAGAGAAUUAUUUUUCUCCCAGAGCAAAGUUACUGGAAAUCCCUUAGCCUUGUCUGUGCUAAAUACCAGCUUUGGAACAUUUGGAGAAAGGACAGCCCACACACUCAGGCCAGCUUUCCUUUCUAAACUCAUUAGGCUGUGAAUGUUUGUCCUGACUGACAGUAGAAACCCAGAUAGUGUAAAUUACUUAAAUUUGUUUUAAAGGGAUGAGCAACACAAUUUUUGUUUACUGUCUGAUUUUUAAGAGGUACUCUACCUCUUAACGGUUAAUAGGUUUUGAAGGAAAAAAUAGGAUGUAUCUUCAAGGGUCAAGCUGUUAAGUAUAUACCUGCCUUCAAUCAGCUUGGUUCAUCAAAAAAUGUUUACUAGGGCUCAGUGAUAGAGCACUGGCCUCCCAUAUGCAAAGCCCUGGGUUCUAUCUUCAGCACUGCAAAAAAGAAAAAAAUCCUUAAUGAUUCAAAAUAAUGUCAGGGUAUCCUGUGAUACGUGAUUUAAAAUAUAUGUAUAUUCCUAGCAGAAAAUUAUAGAGGAGAUAAACAGUAUACUGUACGGUUUUAGAAAAAAGAAGUGAGGACAGAAUUUAGCCUAGGACUUAAAAAACAAUCUCUGCAAAUUUCUUUUGACAGCAGAGUUGCUUGUCUUGACUUCCAGUAAUAGAAAACCAGGCAAUUUGAUUAUCUGAUUUGCAAGAAAUGUUAAUGAAAUUCCAAGGCAUUUGUCCUGUUUUAUGUGCAAAUGAAAGUCUAAAAAAUAUUAGAAAGGCAUUACGUUUUUCACUCGCCUCCAUUUUUUUCAUCUAAGAGAAUGAAAAGUGAGAGGUCCAUUGUGAUGAAGUUUCAUUAAACAUAAUAAGGAAAGUGAAUAAAUAGAACCCAGAAUCACCAUAUUUCUCAGUUCAGACUUUAGGACUCACUUAGCACAUAGGAAAAUGAUUUACUUUCUAAAUCUAGAAGGACUUCUAGUCACAUAGAUCAAAUUUAAUUUGAUGAUCUGUUCCAUCAGAAAUAACUAAUAUCUAUGUUCUUUCCUUUCAGAGGAUAAUCAGUUACAGAUAGGCUAGAAUAUUUUUGGCUUCAAAACAAAAGGAGUUAGAAGUUUAAUUUUAAAAAUCUCAAACCUUUCAUCUGUUUCUUUUGUUAUGUUGAGCAUUUUCAAUAGUAAGAUUAGGAUACACCAACAGUAGAUGAAAUUAAAACCGUGAUGUGUAACAGAUUUAAUACAAAAAAUUUUAAUUUGUUGCUAGUUCAUUUUGAGAUGUUUGAUACCCAGUGCCUCAUCAAAAUGCUUCAUAAUUGCAGUAAACAAAAUUUGGGGUAGCUUUCCGGGAAGGAGAAUUCAGGUGCCAUGUCCUUUCUGCCAAUUAACAGAAAGUCUUAAGAUAGCAAUUUUUUGAUAGAACCUUCUUUAGCUGCCAGUUCUACACUGUAGACCUUAAUGCCCUCCAUAAUCAUGCAAUAGAAACAAAACAUGCUGGUUUGAUUAAAGCUGUUUCUUGAUUCAGGGACUUUCCAGUGUUUAAGGAAACGUUUAAUGCAAAACUUUGGAGCAAAUUAUCUUUAAAAUAGCAUUUCAUGUAUGGGGCCAGUAAUCUUCACUUAGAAUUGACGUUGCCAAGGAAACCUCUGAAGCCUCUGAAGACACGUUGUGUGGGAGCUGGGUUACAUCUUCCCCAAGCCCAGUUCGGAGCUGACUGGUCCCCCAGCUGGAGUAGGGCCCACUGGGGUUUGCACCUGUGCCUCUAGGGAGCAUCCUCUGCCCCUCUUUCCGUGGCAACAUUUGACUUUGCCUUGGGCCGUCCACCUAAGAUACUUGGCCAUUAUUAAUUUUUUAUUAAGUUUUUAAUCAUUCGUAUCCCAUGGAAUUUUUUUUCAAAACAUCACUUGAAUGUGUUGACGCUUGCUUCCUUCCUGUAUGACGUUAUUUCAGAGUUCAUGAAACUUCAUGUCAGAGGGACCCGUCCACUAACAGUGGGAGAAAGUUAUAGGCAGCUGGCCGGUCAGAACAACUGAUGGUGACUCUAUUUUUAAACCAUUUGUUGUCAGUGAAGACAAUUUCGUUGCCCUGGAAGAGGUCUUGGAUUUUGUGUGGUAGCUGUCGUUUGCUCUCAUCCAGCUCAGUCCUUCUGUCAUGUCACUUUCUCCGUCACUCACACAGUCAUCAGUCUUCCCUCGGACCUGGAACAUUUACAUCUGCCUUCCUGUGAUUGCAGCAGGCUUCCUGUCUUUCUUCUUUUACUCUUCUCAGUGUCCUGAAAGUUUUCCUUAGAGACAUGCUGGACCAGCGCCCUCCUCACCACCCAUGACAUGCACCCCUGUGACCUUCUGUGGUCACAGUGACAGGGCUGGCCCGCUCUGUGCAGCAGGAAGGCAAGCACAUGCAGCACGGCGAGAAAUGCAAAGACCAACUGAGGUAAAGAACCACAGGGCUCCAGAAAGGGAGUGGGCAGCCUUGACUCAAUUGCCAAAAUGCUUUUCACUGGUGAUAGGAUAAUUAGCUUAAGUGUCAGAACUUCUUGAGUUUGUAAUAGAGCAUGUGUUAAAGUGUGUAAAAGUCCAGAUUAAAAGUCUGGAACAGAAACAGCUAUAGAGAUGAGCCUAGACAUUAAAAAAAAGAGAGAGAAGCUAAGUCAUCAUACCAGCAAUUCUUAUUUCUCCUAAGAAUAUCAUGCCUUUUCAAGACCUGAUGUAAGGAGUAAGAUAUUUGUGCCUUUUUAUAAUAGCACCUAUUGCGAAUAACAUUAAGUUGCUUAAAAUGUUAGCUGCCAUGUAACACAGUAAACAAGCUUAUAACUGUGGCUUCACACUGCAUGAUGAACUGCCUGAAACACUGUAAUGAUGGUUUGCCAAGCUUGUGUGGAUGUUUGAAGACUUUAUGUUUGCGGUCUCAAUCUUGGGCUGGACCUAAGUCUAUGUAAAUCAUAUGAUGUCUGUAUGUUUGUAGAUGCUGAUAGAACAAAACUAAACCUUUGGCUUUUCGUUGUAUAAUUUUUUUAUACUCAUGCUAGUAGUAGGCAGUUUGCAAAUGAAGGUAGAGUUGGCAUACUUUUUGAUGAUACUGUUUUAGCUUGAAUAUUCUAUAAUCAACUUUUUAUAGAGUAUAACAUGCUAAAUCACUAUAAAAUUUGUUCUAAGAAGGGUGUAAAAACUUUGUUAAUAAAAUAUUAUGUUUACAAAUA
Messenger RNA from Cavia porcellus (domestic guinea pig), 7660 nucleotides. It is a transcript of the gene Rab22a, whose product is annotated as RAB22A, member RAS oncogene family. Gene Ontology annotation, molecular function: GTP binding; GTPase activity. Gene Ontology annotation, biological process: vesicle-mediated transport. The transcript is spliced from 7 exons. The record is from RefSeq and is a predicted model, not a curated record. The coding region runs from base 282 to 866 and encodes 194 amino acids. NCBI's taxonomy places the organism in Eukaryota, Metazoa, Chordata, Mammalia, Rodentia, Caviidae.